Messenger RNA from Abrus precatorius (Indian licorice), 3633 nucleotides. RefSeq names its product protein FAR-RED ELONGATED HYPOCOTYL 3. Gene Ontology annotation, biological process: regulation of DNA-templated transcription. The transcript has 12 exons. The record is from RefSeq and is a predicted model, not a curated record. Gene Ontology annotation, molecular function: zinc ion binding. Lineage: Eukaryota; Viridiplantae; Streptophyta; Magnoliopsida; Fabales; Fabaceae. The coding region runs from base 803 to 3334 and encodes 843 amino acids.
ACGUGCGAGGGUUGAGGAGAGUCGGAUUGGGAAGCCAAGGGAACAGAGUGGGUUGGGAAACCCUAAGCUUCACGCAUUUGGGGAAGGUCCUUCCUCCACUCGCUCAUGCUCGUCGCGUGACCUAACCUUUCUUUCUUUCUUUCUCUCUCUCUCAGAUCAUCACCACCGUUAUCAAUCGUUCCUUUCCUUUCAGGCAAUGAUUGUAUAGUUCCUUAAAGAGAGGAUCAGACAAAAGGGUGGAGGCAAUUGAUGUGAAGGGUCCAAAAUCUGGUUAAUUUCAUUUUGUUCUCUUUUGCCAAAAUCCUACAAUGUAGAUGUUAGUUGUUUUUCUUUCCUUUUCUUUUUAUGUGGUAAUCUGUUCAUUUUGUUGGUAGUAAUUAUAUGCAAAUGAGGUGGAUUGAUUUUCAACUCUUGGGUUCUUGCGCAUCGAUAAACUUCAUGGGAGUGGAAAUACAAUUCCCCAUAAAAUUUUAGUAUUUUGCUCCAGAACAAAUGCCCCAAAUCCUAAUGUAAAUGUUAUAUGGUAUAUGUACAUCACCACAGAACCUUUCUUUGGUUAAGGUUCUUAAAAUCCUUAAAAUUUAAAACUAGUUAUUGAAAAUUUCUCAUUAUUUUGAGAUCAAACCCAGUAUUCUCCAAAGGAUCCUGAAAGCUUUUCUAAGAUACAACUGGCAUCAAGUCAAUUCAAGAAUUUGCAAGAUCCUAAUUGGAGAAUUUGGGACUCUCUGUAUAAAUUGCCUUGCGUCUUAAAACUUGCAGAAUUAGUACCCUUGAAAUCAUCAAGCAGAAAUCCGUAUUCGUCAUGGAUAUAGAUCUUCGGUUACCUUCUGGUGAACAUGAUAAAGAGGAUGAAGAAACAACUACAAUUGAUAAAUUGUUGGACAGUGAAGAAAAGAUGCAUAAUGGAGGUAUAGAUGGCAGAAAUAUAGUUGAUACUGGUAUUGAGGUUCAUGCUCUAAAUGGAGGAGAUUUGAAUUCACCAACAGUUGAUAUGGUAGUGUUUAAGGAAGAUACAAAUCUUGAGCCACUUUCUGGCAUGGAAUUCGAGUCUCACGGGGAAGCUUAUUCUUUCUACCAAGAAUAUGCUCGGUCAAUGGGAUUCAACACUGCUAUACAAAAUAGUCGCCGUUCAAAAACAUCAAGAGAAUUUAUAGAUGCAAAGUUUGCUUGUUCCAGAUAUGGAACAAAACGUGAGUAUGAUAAAUCAUUCAAUCGACCACGUGCACGACAAAACAAACAAGAUUCUGAAAAUUCAACUGGUAGAAGGUCUUGCUCCAAGACUGAUUGUAAAGCAAGCAUGCAUGUAAAAAGAAGGCCAGAUGGAAAAUGGGUUAUACACAGCUUCGUGAGGGAGCAUAAUCAUGAACUUUUACCAGCCCAAGCAGUCAGUGAACAAACAAGAAGAAUGUAUGCUGCGAUGGCUAGGCAGUUUGCUGAAUACAAAACUGUUGUUGGUCUCAAGAAUGAGAAGAAUCCGUUUGAUAAAGGUCGGAAUUUGGGCCUGGAGUCAGUGGAGGCUAAACUCAUGCUUGAUUUUUUCAUACAGAUGCAAAACAUGAAUUCUAACUUCUUUUAUGCAGUAGAUCUUGGUGAGGAUCAACGCCUGAAAAAUCUUUUAUGGAUUGAUGCCAAAAGUAGGCAUGACUACAUCAACUUUUGCGAUGUAGUAUCAUUUGACACCACCUAUGUUAGAAACAAAUAUAAGAUGCCUCUUGCACUUUUUGUUGGAGUGAACCAGCACUACCAAUUUAUAUUACUUGGGUGUGCCUUGAUAUCAGAUGAAAGUGCCGCCACCUUUUCUUGGCUAUUACGGACGUGGCUGAAAGGAGUUGGUGGUCAAGUUCCAAAAGUGAUAAUUACUGACCACGACAAGACUUUGAAGUCAGUUAUUUCAGAUAUCUUUCCUAGUGCUUGUCAUUGUGUUUCCUUAUGGCAUAUAUUUGGGAAGGUAUCUGAAAAUUUGGGUCCUGUAAUUAAAAAGCAUGAGAAUUUUAUGGCAAAAUUUGAAAAAUGCAUACAUAGGUCCUUGACCAGUGAUGAUUUUGAGAAAAGAUGGUGGAAAAUUAUUGAUAGGUUUGAACUUCGAGAGGAUGAAUGCAUGCAGUCAUUGUAUGAAGAUCGUAAGUUAUGGGCACCAACAUUAAUGAAGGAUGUUUUCUUAGGUGGUAUGUCUACUGUCCAUCGAUCUGAAAGUGUAAAUUCAUUCUUUGACAAAUAUGUUCAUAAGAAGACUUCUGUCCAAGAUUUUGUAAAACAGUAUGAAGCAAUCUUGCAAGACAGGUAUGAAGAGGAAGCAAAAGCAGAUUCUGAUACUUGGAAUAAAGUGGCAACAUUGAAAACUCCUUCUCCUUUAGAGAAGAGUGUUGCAGGGAUUUGCACACAUGCUGUAUUCAAGAAGAUUCAAGCUGAGGUUGUAGGAGCAGUUGCUUGUCAUCCUAAAGCUGACAGGCAGGAUGAUACAAUUAUUGUUCACCGGGUUCAGGAUAUGGAAACGAAUAAAGACUUCUUUGUUGUGGUUAAUGAAGUAAAGUCAGAGUUGUCGUGUAUAUGUCGGCUAUUUGAAUAUAGAGGUUAUCUUUGUCGACAUGCAUUGGUUGUUCUUCAAUAUUCUGGACAUUCUGUGUUCCCAUCUCAAUAUAUUUUGAAACGGUGGACAAAAGACGCAAAGCUCCGGAAUAUAAUGGGAGAAGAAUCUGAACAUAUGCUGACUAGAGUGCAACGAUACAAUGAUUUAUGUCACCGAGCACUAAAACUGAGUGAAGAGGGAUCGUUGUCUCAAGAGAGUUAUAGUUUAGCAUUCCAUGCACUGCAUGAAGCACACAAAAGUUGUGUGAGUGUUAACAAUUCUAGUAAGUGUCCUACAGAACCUGGUACAUCAGGCGCUCAUGGUCAGCUUUCUACUGAAGAAGAUACCCAAAGUAGAAAUAUGGGCAAGUCAAGCAAAAAGAAGAAUCCAACUAAAAAGAAAAAGGUGAACUCUGAAGCGGAAGUGAUGACAGUUGGGGCACUCGACAACUUGCAACAAAUGGACAAAUUCAGCACAAGAGCUGCAGUAACCCUUGAAGGUUAUUAUGGCACACAACAGAGCGUACAGGGGAUGUUGAAUUUAAUGGGACCAACACGUGAUGAUUACUAUGGGAAUCAACAGACACUUCAGGGGCUGGGACCAAUAAGUUCGAUACCAACCAGUCACGAUGGUUAUUAUGGUGCACAUCAGGGCAUGGCUGGUCUGGCACAACUGGAUUUUUUGCGAACUGGUUUCACGUAUGGCAUUCGGGAUGAUCCUAAUGUGAGAGCAGCACAGUUGCAUGAGGAUCCAUCAAGACAUGCAUAAGUUUCACUAUCCUUUAUAAUAAGGCUGGUGAAGCGACGGCUAUGAGCUGAUUAUCCGUCGUUGAGAAUUUGAGGUCAUAAUGGAAAAGCUCCAAAUCCAGUAUUUUGUAAUAUAAUACUGCUACAUUAAUAAUAACAUAGGAUAACUGUUAACGUCUAUUAUAAAUAUUAAUAGAUGUAAGCUUUUAGCGUUCAACCUCAUGUGGAGAUUGUUGUAAUAUAUGCUUAUUCUUUAGGCUACUUGAGAAAUUGUAAUUAUGAAAUAUUUAUGUUAGUAACGAAAGUAUUAGCAUGCUUUUC